AUGAGUAGAUAUCCAUAAGUGUUUUUAGAUUUUCAAAUAGGUACUUCAGCAGCAGGAAGAGUGAUUUUUGAAUUGUUUAAUGAUGUAACUCCUAAAACAGCUGAAAACUUUAGAGGACUAUGUACUGGAGAAUAUGGUAAUGUAGGAAUGGCAAGAAAGACAAAGAAAUUACAUUAUUUGAAUACAAAUGUAUUUAGAAUAGCAGAUAAUAUGUUAAUAUAAGGAGGAGAUAUAAUAAAUAAUGAUGGAACUGGAGUAAAAUAAUUUAAAAAUUUAGGGUGCAUCAAUAUAUGGUUAAACAUUUGUAGAUGAGAAUUUUUCAAGAAGACAUGCAUGUGCAGGUUUAUUAUCAAUGGCAAAUAGAGGAAGAAACACAAAUAAUUCAUAGUUUUUUAUAACAUUAAAACCAUGUCCACAUUUAGAUGGAAAACAUGUAGUAUUUGGAUAAGUUAUAGAUGGAAUAGAAGUUAUUAAAAGAGUAGGUUAAGUACCUGUAGAUAUGUAAGAUAGACCAAGAAUUCCUGUUAUUAUUAUUAAUUGUGGCGAGGUUUCUGAAUAAAAAAACUGGUUAAUAUGUGAUCCUUUUAAAAAAGAGAUUAUGGAAGAAAUUCAUAGAGAAAGAUUAAAAGCAUUAUAUGGAUAAGAAUAUUUGGAUGAAUUAGAUAAAGAAGAAGAGUAAAGAGAAUUAGCAUUGAAUCCUGAAAAGAUUAAGUAAUCUAAUUAAGAAAAUGAAGAAGAAUAAAAGAAAUAAUUGUUAGUUGAUGAAUUAUUAAAGAAAUCUUCAGAAAAUUAAGAAUAAGAAGAAGAUGAAGAAGAUUCUUAACAAAUAUUGUAAUAAUUUGAAGGAAAAGAUUUUAUGACUGAAAAACAUAAAUAGAGAUAUUUAGAAUUGAAAAAAAAAAUACAGUAAUCUAAAGUAUUAAAUGAUAAAGCAGUUUUAAAUGAAGAAAGAUAAAAUACAGAUGCCCAAUAUGAUAAAUAUUUAAGAAAGAAAAAAUAUCUUAUGAAAAAAGAGGCAGAAAAAUCAGAAUUAGAAUUUAAAUAAAUUGAUGAAGAUAAAGAUUAUUUAAAUAGAAUGUCUCUAAAACAUGAUGAGGAAUAAGAAAAAAAAAAAGAAUAUUUUGGAUGGGAUGUAUUUAAUGAAGAUGCUGUAUAUAAUGCUUAUAAGAAAAGAUGUACUUCUUUAGCAAAAGAUGAAGGAAAAUAUAUAUAAUAAAUGGGUAUAUUUAUUUAUAUAUAAGUUUUUAGAAAAAAAUCAAGAAUUCGUUCCUACAAAUGAAGCUUUAGAAAGACUCAGUUCUGAUAUAACAAAAUAAUAAGAGAAAAGAAAAGAGUUUUCAAGAAGAAGAAGAUUUAAUGAAGAUUAACCUGUUACUUAUAUUAAUGAAAGAAAUAGAAUAUUUAAUAAAAAAUUAGAGAGAUUUUUUGGAGAUUAUGCUGCAGAUAUUAAAGCUAAUUUAGAAAGAGGUACUGCAUCUUGAUAAAAAUGUAUAUUAUAUUUUACAAAUAUGGGU
Paramecium sonneborni is the source of this 1514-nucleotide messenger RNA. NCBI's taxonomy places the organism in Eukaryota, Ciliophora, Oligohymenophorea, Peniculida, Parameciidae. The record is from the annotation of a GenBank genome assembly.